This is a messenger RNA of Suillus subalutaceus, 717 nucleotides long. RefSeq lists its product as uncharacterized. The transcript has 3 exons. NCBI's taxonomy places the organism in Eukaryota, Fungi, Basidiomycota, Agaricomycetes, Boletales, Suillaceae. The coding region runs from base 1 to 717 and encodes 238 amino acids. The record is from RefSeq and is a predicted model, not a curated record.
AUGCUAGAGUAUGUUCAAUUUUUUUCGACCAAGUCUCUGACUGUAUUUCUAACCUUCUUCACAGCAAAUCAGAUACACAACCCCUUCCCCAGUCCACACGCUGGCUUCAAGCUCAACGAUUUCUUAUCAAACGAGGGACCGGUGAAGCAGAGGGUUCUCGGGUUGGAUGGGGAAAAUGUGCUUGCGCACAAGCCCAACCUGAAAAGGCAGCUCAACAGGCAAGUCGAGCUGCAACUUGAAUACGAUCCUCCUGGUGGAGUUGAUCAUGAUCAUGAGGUUGGGGACCCUUAUGAGCUUCCGCCCAACACACCCCCACCAGAUGCACCACCACCCAAUGAGCCCCACAUACCACCUGUCAAGCCCGACACACCACCACCCAACACACCCCCACCAGAUGCACCUCCACCUGACGAGCCCCACAUACCACCUGAUGAGUCCCACAUACCACCCAAUGAGCCCCUCCACCCUGUCUUUGACAUAGAUAGGCUUGAGGAGGCUGCUAUUCUGCCGAAGCAGAAAGAUGCCAUAACCUUCAUAAAGCUAUUACGAGGGGCGUCUUUGGAUGAUGGAGUUGCAAAAUUGGAUGAUGCUGCAUUGAGCCAAUUGCGGAAUCCAUACCAGACACGUCUUGAAAUCAACAGCAGUGCUGUUCGGCAUGGGAUUACAUCAUACUUUGCAUUAGAACACUCUGCAAUUAAUGCAUACGAGACUAUCUGA